This is a messenger RNA of Cutaneotrichosporon oleaginosum, 399 nucleotides long. RefSeq lists its product as uncharacterized. NCBI's taxonomy places the organism in Eukaryota, Fungi, Basidiomycota, Tremellomycetes, Trichosporonales, Trichosporonaceae. The record is from RefSeq and is a predicted model, not a curated record.
AUGUACGCCGGCCCCCUCCGCGCCUUGCAGGGCUCCGCCGUGCCGCGGUACUUCGGCCUGUACUCGGGCGCAGACGACGACGGGCGCUGGCUAUACGCGCUCGUGUUGGAGCGCGUGGGGCGCGCGAUCCACCGCCGCCGCGACGGCGGCAAGGGUAGCUGGGAGGAACUGCUGCCGCAGCAGCGGCGCGCGGUCGCGCAGCUUUAUGCGCGCGUGCAUGACGCGGGUGUUGUGCAUGGCGACAUGGAGCUGCGGCAUAUCCGGCGCGAGUUGGGCGAGAAGGGCGGCCUGCGGCUCAUCGAUUUUGAGGGGGCACGGCAUCGGCCCGAGGGCGUGGAGGGGGAGCGCGCGGAGCUGGACGGAUGCAUUGGGCCGGAGUGGCGGAAGUGGCUCGCGUAG